Myotis myotis is the source of this 4143-nucleotide messenger RNA. RefSeq names its product kelch domain containing 7B (gene KLHDC7B). The transcript has 4 exons. The record is from RefSeq and is a predicted model, not a curated record. Gene Ontology annotation, molecular function: protein binding. NCBI's taxonomy places the organism in Eukaryota, Metazoa, Chordata, Mammalia, Chiroptera, Vespertilionidae. Bases 1 to 3210 code for a protein of 1069 amino acids.
AUGAUCCAGGGUGCCUUAGAACCUGGUGGCCCCGGCUGGGGCUGGGACGGGGACGGGGACGAUGACUGGGACAGUGCUGUGCUCACCCUGUUGGCGCUGGCUGUCGUGGCUGCCACGGCCCUGGCCCUGCACUGGUUUGGCUCUGGGCAGGACCAGGAGGCAGCAGGACCAGCAUCCACCGGCCCCAGUGCCCAGCCUUCUCAGGCGGGAGGAGCUGGGCCAGCCCUGACCCCAAAGUCCAAGGUCAGUGGUGGCAUCGAGGGACACAGCUCCGGGCAGAGGAAGCCAGAGCCUCCAGGACCUAGCCAGGCGAGUCCAGCUACAGCAAGUGCCCAGGACCACCAGCCCCACGGAAGUGAAGAUCUGACUGCCACGGCCGCAGCUCCACCCAAGACACCCAGCGAGGCGGCCAGUGGAGGGGCCUUGGGACAGCAGCAUGGCAACGCCAGCCCUGAAGUCUCCCGAGGUGCAGGCAAGCAGACGCCCAGGCCGGGUGCUGCCCUCCGGGGUAGGAGCAAAGCAGGGGGGACGCCUGCCCCGCUCCUGAUACACUUCACUCCUCCGAGUCGGGACAGAGACAUGGAGGUGCAGGCGGAGGCAGGAGGCCUCGCAGCCAAGGCGCCCGCUCACCCGGCCCCGAUCCACACGGUGGAACAGGACACCGGCUCCUGGAAACACGGAGCGGGGCCGCCUGGCUCACUGGGGAGGCGGUCAGGCAGCCGGCGGUGGCAGGUGGAUGACAGCUCAGGAGAGAGAACCCGGCGCCUCCCAAAGCUGGACCCCCUGCGCCUGGGUGCGGUGGUGAGUGUGUGGGACGCUGUGGAUGCAGCCAGCACCUUCCCUGCAGGUGCCCAGAGGCCCCGCUACCGCCAUGAGCUUCCCCCACCAGACUCUGUGCAGACUGGACAUCUGACAGAUGGCUCAGAGAGGGGGUGCGGGAAGAGCAGCCCCCAGCCAGACCACGUUUUAGCUCUGGAUUCAGGGACCAAACCUGCUGCAUCCCCUGCCCCAGCUGCAUCCCCAGCCCUAGCUGCAUCCCCUGCCCCAGCUGCAUCCCCAGCCCCAGCUGCAUCCCCUGCCCCAGCUGCAUCCCCAGCCCCAGCCCCAGCCCCAGCUGCAUCCCCUGCCCCAGCUGCAUCCCCAGCCCUAGCUGCAUCCCCUGCCCCAGCUGCAUCCCCAGCCCCAGCUGCAUCCCCUGCCCCAGCUGCAUCCCCAGCCCCAGCCCCAGCCCCAGCUGCAUCCCCAGCCCCAGCCCCAGCUCCAGCCCCAGCUGCAUCCCCAGCUACAACCCCUGCCCCAGUACCAGCUGCAACCCCUGCCCCAACCCCAACCCCUACCCCAGCCCCUGCCCCAGCCCCUGCCCUAGCCCCAGCCCCUACCCCAGCCCCUACCCCAGCCCCUGCCUCAGCCCCAGGCAACCAGGAGGGGCAGAUCUCAACUAGCUGGGGAAAUCUUAUUUCAAUGGUUCUUAGGAGUCACCCCUUCCCCAGGCUAGAGAGGCCCCAAGGGACAGCCCUAAGGGCAGCUCCAGAGAGCCCUAGAGAGCCCUGCACUUCCACAGCCUCGGAGAACAGGGAGUCUGGUCCUCUCCCUGAAGGGGCCAUCCCUAGUCUCAAGGACAGGCACGGCUCCCCAGCUGGGGUGGCUACAGGGGCUGGCACAGGGGGCCUGGCUGAGGCAGGAUGUCAGCCGCAGCCCAGAAGCGCUGAGGCUAACGAGGCUGCUGUGCCCAGGGCCCCAGCUCCGCUGUCGCUGUCGGAGCAGAGGAAGCCUGGCCCUGCACCCAUUCCCUCUGCCAGGCGGGACCCACAGCCUGUCCCCAGGCCACGGAAACUCAGCGUGUGUGAACUAGCCAAGAGCUCUGAGCUGAAGGUCAGCCAGGCGGCCCCAGGAGAGGCGCCAGGGAAGAGGCCCAGCCCUGCGGGCAGCAGGGAGGUCCUCACAGAGGAGCAGAAAGAGGCCCGCAAACUCAUGGUGUUUCUGCAGAGGCCUGGGACCUGGGGGGUGGUGGAGGGGCCCCGGAGGCCCAGCUCCCCUGCCCGGGAGCCGGCUUCGGCAGCAGCUCUGCAGCGGCGGCUGGACCUGGGCAGCUGCCUGGAUGUCCUGGCCUUUGCCCAGCAGCACGGGCAGCCCGUCCUGGCCCAGGAGACCUAUGCUUUGAUGAGUGACAAUCUGCUGCACGUGCUGGGCGAUCCGAACCUCUACCGGCAGCUGAGUGCGGCCGACCGGGAGCGCAUCCUGAGCCUUCGAACUGGCAGGGGCCAGGCUGUGCUGGGGGUCCUCGUGCUGCCCAGCCUCUACCAGGUGAGCCGUUCAGGGCUCACAAGGGGCCCUCGAGUGGAAGAGGCUCCUGCCACAGGUCCUGCGCCCCUGCCUCCUCCAUCGCACCUGCAUGUGUUCAACCCCCAAGAGAACACCUGGCGGCUCCUGACCCAGGUGCCGGAGGAGGCCCCGCUGCGGGGCUGUGGCCUCUGCACCAUGCACAACUACUUGUUCCUGGCAGGGGGCAUCCGUGGCUCCGGCUCCAAGGCCAUCUGUUCCAAUGAGGUCUUCUGCUACAACCCUCUGACCAACAUCUGGAGCCAGGUGCGGCCCAUGCAGCAGGCCCGGGCCCAGCUCAAACUGGUGGCCCUGGAUGGGCUGCUCUACGCCAUCGGUGGCGAGUGCUUGUACAGCAUGGAGCGCUACGACCCCCGCACAGACACCUGGACCUCACGUGCGCCCCUCCCCGCAGGCACCUUCCCUGUGGCUCACGAGGCUGUGGCCUGCCGUGGGGACAUCUAUGUCACUGGGGGCCACCUCUUCUACCGCCUGCUCAGGUACAGCCCGGUGAAGGAUGCUUGGGAGGAGUGCCCCUACAGCGCCAGCCACCGGCGUUCCAGCGACAUGGUGGCACUGGGGGGCUUCCUGUACCGCUUUGACCUGCUGCGGGGGGUGGGUGCCGCCGUGAUGCGCUACAACACCGUGACAGGCUCCUGGAGCAGGGCCGCCCCCUUGCCCCUGCCGGACCCUGUCCCGCUGCGCUGCACCGUGCUGGGCAACACCAUCUACUGCCUCAACCACCAGGUCACGGCCACCUUCACGGUCUCCGAGGGGACGGCCCAGUUCCAGGCCAAGGAGCUGCAGCCUUUCCCCCUGGGCAGUAAAGGGGUCCUCUGUCCCUUCAUCCUGACUCUGCCCGCCUCGGACCCACUACAGACUUCCCUCUGAGCUGUGCCAGGACUGCCGUGCCCCUCUUCAGGCAGACUCUGGGCCAGGCUGUGAGGCAGGUGGGGCAGGGGAAAGGGGCUGCUCUUCUUUCUGGGACAACUUUCCUUUUCUGUUAUAAUGAGCCUCAUGUCUGGCCCUCCUUCCCCUCCUGCAAGAGCCAGGCUCCCUGUACCUGGAAGCUGGUGGCGGGCGUCCCUACCACACUCACGUGCCUCCUGCUUUAUUAUUGAGUCCUUGCUCCAGUGCCUCAGCUUGCUCUCAGGAACCCUCCUCGGGGCAAAGGACUCCCACCGGCCAGGUUCCUGUCACAGCACCAACCACACUGCCUGGAAAUAAUCUGCCAGGGACCCCGGGGUCCCCAUGAACCUGGACUUGGCUGGCUGAGGAGUCGGCAACUGCUGAGCCCAGGAAGGAGAUGGCUUCCCUAGGGCUCCCAGCUAGGCAAGAGGCCCAUGAGGGGCUGGAAGAGGGAACAGGGAACAAAUGUCUCCAGAAAAACGUUCUAGCCUCUGGGAUUUUCUGCCCGUCCUGAGGCCUUGGGGAACCUGGCUUGGCUGUUCCCAGAAACAACUCUUAGGUCCCCUUUGUCUGAAACCCUUGUCUGUGACACUGCUCUGCUGUCUGGAGCCCCUACCCAUAACCCCAGCCUAGACCAGGACUGCUGGGGCUCAUGUCCUUCUGCAGCCUUGUGGGGUCUCUCCCACCUGCUCAGCCCCUCCAUUUCCCAUCCCACCUCCCACUAACUCUCUUCUUACAUGAGACCUGGGCGCACCCCAGCUCUGCCCCUUAUUAGCUGUGGGACUUGGGCGAGACAUCUGUCUUCUCACCUGUGAAGUGGGGAUAAUGGACAUGUCACUCAGGGGAAUUCUGAGAACAUAGGUCACAUAUAUGAGCACCUGGCACAGCCCACUUUGGAACCCUCCACAGGAAGGA